Molecule: messenger RNA, 6668 nt
Organism: Amoebophrya sp. A120
Lineage: Eukaryota; Dinophyceae; Syndiniales; Amoebophryaceae
Source: the annotation of a GenBank genome assembly
AUUACAUCGGAUUCGGAGUAGGGUUAAACUUUAUAGAUAAACUCAUUCGGAAAUGAUAACGACCUGAUUCCUCCAGUGAGUGAAAAGCAAAAGGCCCGGAAUAAAAAAGUCGAUAUUAUGGCGGACCCAUUUAUUCCACGCGAUCCCCUUGGCGAAGGUGAACAAGGAACAUCGAUCGCCCCAGAAGGAACUCGUGUCCACCAGCACAACUCCACCGCGACCCUGCAUCCCGCAGGAGUUCUGGUGGGCACCGGGCAAAGCGGGCCCAGCACGUGUUUUGCAACUGCCACUACUUCAACGACGACUGCAGUGCGUGCCCCCCAAACGUCGACGAGCGGCAAUAAAAUCAAUGCUGCAGUAGGUGGAAAUACGGGAAAGAACGACGACCCAGCUGCAAAAUCGAAGCCGUCGCUGGCGGAGCAGAACGCGGUAUACCAAAGGGAGAUCGACGAAUACCUGAAGCAGAUCGUGGGCGAAGAUGCCGCAUUCUCCGGUGACGCGGGCUCUUCGACCUCGCACCAGCAGGCUGCCGGGAUUUCCUUGCCUGGGCAGAGUGCAAGAACUACUUCUCGCAGUAGCAAUCUGAACGUGGUAGUGUCACCGCUACGGCAACCAGAACUUCUACAGGGAGAUGCUGGUGCAGAUGUUUUGAACCAACACCCGCCUGGAAGUAGUGAAAAAAUUCUGCCCGUGGUCGAACACGCCCUCGCCGAAGACAACGAAUUCUUUGGGUCUCCCGGAGAAGAAAAAUCCGGUUCGGCGAGUUACGAAAGUGCUAUUUCACCCGGUCCGAGACAGCAAGCUUUGCUGGAAACGAUGGUGAAAGCGAAAGGUAACGGUGUAGUUGUCGGUCGCUCGUCCUCUAAUUCGGCUUCGCCCGGAGCCGGAAUAGGAGAACAUCAACGAAGCGUAGCGGCAAAUACAACAUCUUCGUCCAUCGAGGAGCGAACGCGCGCGGAUUUUGAGCGCUGGCGGGAAGAGAGCCAGCAAAAGAGCUACAGAGCAGCAGGGGGUGGUGGAACUAGUAUUGAUAAAACAGAAGUAGAAGCUGGGACUUCUAAUAUUGCCGUCGACGCAACGAAUGCCGGCGGUGCAAGAAACAACAUUCCGGCGGGUGUAGAAGUUGUCCAGCCAGUUGACGUCGGGGUAUCUUCUGCUGCGGCGAGCUUUGAGCAGCAAGGCGGCGCCCGGGUGCGUGGUUCUUUUCCACCGGGCGUGCACCCGCAUCAACAGGGGGUUUUCGUUUACUCUUCCGCAGAGGGCGAAACAAUAAGCUCGCCAGCGCGACGCUUCCUCCGCCAAGCGGAUUUGCGAUUGGGCGUGCAAACUGGAAGUACUACAACUACUAACCUCGCGGCCGAGGGGAAGAUGCCACGGUCGGCGAAGGGAAUUCCGGAAUCAACGCGAGGACCUGCUCGCGAGGCACGGAGCGGCGUACGAAAUGUCGAAAACAAGGACAAGCAAAAUUACAGUACAACAGGCAACAUCCAACCGCUUUCCGCUGUGUCGGAGCGCGCGGACGCCGCAGCCAGAGAGCACGACCGCCAGCUCACGGAGUCUUCGCUCGCGGACGCGCAGCGUCGGGUGGCACAGCUGCAGAACGAGCUGGCGCACCAGCAACAGACGAACGAUAUCAAAUGCAAAAAUGUCUGGGUCUGGAAAAAUACAAACUUGUGAUGCGCAUUUCAGAACACAGAAAAAUCUCUCAUGCAUAGCAGGCAGCAAAAGUUGCACACUUUCUGUCACCGAAAUGGGGGAUUUGUCAUGCGGAUUCGGCAUUGCGGAAGCUUCUCGAAACCUGUGAUGCUAGAGCUUCCAUGCCAGACCUUUUGCGUCAUGCAAAAACAGUGUGACUCUUCCAGACCCAGACAUUUUUGCAUUGGAUAAACGAAAACGUGCUCCAAAACCUGGUGACCACGCAGGAUUCCAACCGACAGCUGCACGCACAGUUUGAGACCCAGGAGAAGCAGAUCGCGCUUCUGACCGACGUAUCAAAUGCAAAUAUGUCUGGGUCUGGAAGAGAGAGUCAUGCUGUUUUUGCAUGACACAGAAGGUCUGGCAUGGAAGCUCUAGCGUCACAGGUUUCGAGAAGCCUUCGCAAUGCCGAAUCCGCAUGACAAAUCCCUGAAUUUGGUGACAGAAAGUGGGCAACUGUUGCUGCCUAUGCAUGAGAAAUUUUUGUGUGUUCUGAAAUGCGCAUCACAAGUUCGUAUUCUUCCAGACCCAGACAUGUUUGCAUUCGAUACGACGAGGUGCUCGCGAAGGAGAAAGAGCUGCAGCUGACCGUUGUGAAGCACGAACAGCUGCAGGAAACACGGAGCGAGGCCCACGCGGAGGAGCUGCGAGGGCUGGAAGCGCGGCUCGAGGAGGUGCGCGCCCGCACGACGACCGCGCACGCGGCCUUCAAGCAGCGGGUCAAGAAGUUGCUGCAGUCCCUCCACGCGGAACUGCGCCACGUGCGGGCGAACUACUUCGAUUUGCGGAAUAACGCGCGGGCGGAGUUUGAGUCCUUCUACCACGAGAUCCUGCUGCAGAUCAGCCGGCAGGCCGUGGCGGAUCUGAAGAAAAAAUUCGCAAAAUGCGCGGAUACGGAAGCGGAUUUGCGCAAACGCGUGCAAGCGCUCAAUACGGAACUCCAGGAGGAGAAGCGGGCCCGGAAGAACGAGGUAGCGUCGGGGCAAUUGCGUCACGCGCAGCUGCAAGCAGAAGUGGAUCAAGUGAAAGUAUUAAGUUAGUACUUGAUGAACUACCGCUGCCUUUCUUGUAUUGAAUUUGAAAUCAGGCAUCAUGAAGUACUUUAUCUUAAAUAUGAAACUUUGUAAUUUUGUUGUUGACGUGGUCGAGAUCAGAUCGAUGAGGAAAACGUCGAACACGAAACGUAAGCGAGGAGUUGUUCUCUCACUGCUCCUACGUCGAACAAAACAUCAAAACAAGAUGGACAAUCACAAAGGUGAAACACGCCAAGGACGCGGGUGCCGCCGCCGCACAGAUUCAGCAGCUGGAGACCAGCUUACGCGAGGAGCGCGAAGCUUUUUCCGCCGAGCGCCUGGAGUUCGAGGGAAUUAUGGACGAGGGUUUGCGGUACAAAAACGACGCGGAGGAGCUGAUUCGCAACGCAAAGACGACGUGCGCGCAGCUGAACGAGGAGCUGCAACAGGUCAGGUCAGAGAACGUCGAGAAGCAGAGUCUGUUGGAAUCCCUGCAGAAGAAGAAUCGCGAGCACGAGGACACCGUCCACACCGCGCAGGUCAAUUGUGACUUGCUGCGGGAACAGGUUGCGGACCAAAAAAAGAAGUUUCAGGAGAAUUACCAGUUGGAGAUCGAGAACAUCCUUAUCACGCGGAAGAAAGCAGCUACUUCUAGCGGAUCAUGUUUGUACUACUGCAAAAAAAAAUUUGAUUAGAAAAAGCACACAUUUAUUAUUGGAGCCGGUACUAGGAUGCUUUGUUGUACGAUAUGCGAUUCAUUUGUGCAACAUUUCAGUAUGCUAGUAGCUUUUUUCCGUGCGCGAUACUCCAGCGCAACUACGAGGAGAAGGUGGCGACCUUUUCCGAAGCGGGGCACGCGAUGGGGACGGACAUGGCCCGAAACGUGCAGCUGUUGCAGGAUGAUCUGAAGCGGUUCCGCGCGGAGAACGAGGCCUUGAAGCUCGACAAGAAGGUGGCGGACGCGGAAGCCAUCGAUCUGUACAAGGACCGGGACCUGUUCCAGUCGCGACUGUCGCAGUUGGAAGAGGAGAAUAAGCAGAUGGAAAAGCUGUUCGCGGAGGCUCGGCUCGCCUGGGGCCACCGCGAGGAGCAGCUGCUGCGGGAGGUAGAAACCAGCGCUAUCAAAUAAAGGAAAAAUCCCCCCUCCCCAUAUCGAAAACGAAAUUUGUGUUGCUGUAUUUGAGUACACAAAUUGACUUGUAGUUUUGCUAGAAGGCCAAGAGACGCAGCUGCUCCCUCCUUUGCAGGCCAUUUGUCAUGCUGUUUUCCAUUUACCUUGGCCUCCUGUCAUGCUGAAGACGCAAGGCUCUCCUACGCCACCCAGCACUAGAGUUUGCUUCUUUUGCCUUCUAGCAUGACAACGCGAUUUGUGGUCUCAAAUCAUGCUACACAAAUCUCCGCUCCAGUAUGGGGAGGGGGGAUUUUUCAUUUUGAUAAGCGCCAGCAAGGAUCUGAUGGUGCGGAAGUUGCAGCAGGACCGGCGGGACCUGGAGCUGGCGACGCGGGGGAACGAGCAGGUGCUGAGCGAAAAGAUAAAGCAACUGGCCGGAAUAUCCUGUGUAAAAACGUCCCCACCUCAGAGUUGUCAUGCAAAUCUGCAUCCCAAAAAAGUUUCCGACUGGUUGGUACUUUUCUUGGGGCGACUUGCCGUGGUAGCGCUCGGCUUUUGUAUGAUGAGGUUGCCGAAAGUGCUUCCUCGCCCACCCCCCGGGGAGGGGAUCCUUGACCUGUGGCGCUGGGAGCGGGUGUCCACUACAUGAUGAUGAUGAUGAUGCGGAGCCCCAUGAGAAGCAACUCCUAUUCGCGUUUUGGAAUUUGUGAUGCUAGAAACAGCAUCACGUGCUAGAUCUGUGAUGCUGCUGUAGUAGCUAAACAGGAUGACCCUGCGAGGCCAAACUUGUCAUGCGAAACAAACAAAGCUGGUUGAUUUGUCUAGCAACUUUCCCAUCUUGACUCUGGUAUGGGGACGUUUUUCCACAGGAUACGGAAAUUUGGAAGGAUUGGAAAAAGACUACAAGCAGGAGAUACGCUUCAGGCUGCAUGAAUACGCAACUCUCUGCAAAACAAGCUCUUGGGUCGUGCGGUCCUCGCUCGUUCUCCUUACAUACAAGCUAUAACUGAGCGUGACUUCUAUGUACUGCAACUACAGGCAGCUCCUGUCAUCUGUGGUGAAUCAUUUUCAUCGAAUCAUACCGGAAUAUAGAGAAUUCCGCUGAAGAGCUUCAAGGAGCUAGAAGCAUCAAGGCAUGACUCGUGACGAUGCGUUUCUUUGACGUUCUGGUUCCUGGUCAGAGCCAGAAGUGAAGUAGGCGAAGACCCGCUGUAAGACUUUUGUUUUGCAGGGGAUAACACAGAGGAAAAGGCAAAGGAAAUGCUGAUGGAGAAGGAGGAGGAGGCGAAAGGGAAAACAGAGGUACUUUCUUAUAUAGUUCUUUCCGGGCGGCAUUUAAAAGUUUGCAAUUGAGUAAACACAGUGGCCUACGACCAGGAACUGCAAGUAAAAUCUUGACACUACUAUCAGGAGCUCCAUCGUCUCCAGUUGGCCGCCGCGGAGGCCGUCGAGCGUAGCCGCAUUGUGGAAGAGAAUCUUUCGCAUGAGCGUAAGCAGUCGGAGAAGCUAAGGCUCCAAUACGAGAAGUGGCGCGAGGAACACCAAGCCCAGAUGCAGGGUGUACGGGAAAAGUACGAAAAGGCGCUCGCGAAAUGUAGCGAGGACAGCGGUAUCCUCUAGUUUAGAGAUGAUGAUGCGAAUUAUUAUACUUUUCGUGUGAGUUUUACUUGCCCUUGCAAACUCAUAGUAGGUACAACUCGUGUUGCAAUCUGCAAAUCACGUUCUGUGAGGUAAACUGAAGUCGCGCGUGACGGAGCUGGCGGCCGAGGCGAACAAGGUCGGAGAGCUCGUUUUGGACAAGGACAAGGAUAACCAGAGCCUGUUCGGCUACUUCGAGGAAGCGCAGAAGUCGAUCGCCUGGCUGAAAACGGAACAGGAGAAGGAGAACCGAGCGCACGAAAAACUGAAGCAGCGCUACCAGGAGGACACCGCGGAUCUGGCGUACCAACUAGAGCAGAGCAAGCGGAAAGAAACGGAACUGCAGCGAAAACGGGAGCAAGACCGUACUCAUUCGGUUUUUUUUGCUUUUCGUUUACUGCAAAAGCCAUUUUUUUUCCUGACCGCACAUUAUCAUAUUUAUCACUUUUGUUUACGACAAAGAUCAAAUCUCAAGACAGUUCAAGCUCCUUAUCAUCUGAGUGUAAGUAGUGCAUGAUUUUUACUGGUUUGCUGUUCCCCCAGGAACGUCGGCCUGAACUUUUGGUCUCCGUCGAACUGAAAUGUGGAGCUUCAUGCUGCAAAAGAAGUAACCCCAAAAUUUCCGUUCUCGCAACCAAAACAGGUCUCCAAUUCGAGCGUGAGCUCGGCGUCCAGAUCAACAGCGUGAAGUCACAAGCAGAGGUGGAAGUGAAGAGGGCAAAACAGGAGUAUCUGAAGCUCCUGGAGGACGCGGACCGGCGGUUCCGGGAUUCCCUGCAAAAGGAAAAAUCGAAGUUCGUGCAAACGCUCGCGGACGAGAAGGUUCGGCUGAACGAGGAAAAAAGCCGGGUCGUUGAGUUGAAGGGAGAGCUUCGUCGCUUCGCGCUGCGAUAGAAGCUCUUUGACUACCUACACCAACUCAAGGACUAACUGCGAAACGCUGUACUACAUGUUGUCCUACACGACCAUCUUUGAUUUGAGUACUCCAAUCCACAUCUAGUGCUACAACUUCCACUUCCAUGUUCGGUCGUGAUUGAUCAUGGAAGGAUACUUCACGAGGUCCUCGUGUACCCGGCUUGAGGCAGAUUGUUUUUGUGGCUAACAUGCGACGAUCACGAUGCUGCAUUUUGAAAGUUCUUCGGCAAGAACGCCUAAGCCAGCCCCAGCGCCGGCCAGUGGUAGCUUUGCACUUAGGUUGUACUAUCUUCGGA